GACCGUCCCUGUGUCUAGACAAACAGAGAGACUAGUUGCAACCUGCACUUUGCAACACCAAAGCAGCAUAGCGAUGGCGUCAAUGUCUUUGACGAUGAACACCACCACGACGAUGACGACAUCAAAAGUAUCUGGAUUCCAGCUCUUUCGGCUUCCCAAACAGCAGCAGCAGCAGCAUUUUUCUGUUUCUAAUCCUGUCAGAAGAUACUGCGGUGCCCUUCUUCCAUCAUGUCAAUACGCUUCACAGAAUCACAAUCUUACGGUUAAGAGUCCUAAUAACUCUGGCCAUGCUCGUUUAUCCAGCCCGAUAUAUGCAGCCGCUGGUUCAGGUUUAGCGGCAUCAAUUGGAGAUGCACAAGGCAAUCUGAUAACCUUGAAAACAGCCAAGAUUGUUGUAGAGUCCCAAGACGACAAUAAGAUACAGGUUAGAGUAGACUUGACUGGAGACGACACACAAAAAGUUUUUGAUAGGGUUUUGACAAAUUUGGCACGCACAGCACCACCAGUUCCUGGAUUUCGCAGACAAAAGGGAGGAAAAACAUCCAAGGUCCCAAAAAGCUUUCUGUUGGAUAUACUUGGUAAGGAGCGUGUCACGAAGUUUGUCAUACAAGAAAUAAUAAACUCUACUAUGGCUGAUUAUGUAAACAAGGAAAACUUGACUGUGAAGGAAAACAAAGUCCGCACCACUCAAACAGCUGAGGAGCUCAAACUGUUGUUCACUCCAGGAAAUGAAUUUGGAUUCAAUGCUACACUCGAGCUCGAAACUUCAGAAUUGGAGACGCCAAGCUGAAUCUCGUGAGGGAUGGUUAUUGAUUAAACUUGCUACUUUCUAAUUAUUUCAAAGAGUUAAUCCACGAAAUUUUGUAAAUUAUAGCAUCCUCUAGUGAUAAUCCACGAAAGAAGAGGAAAGGAAUGCCUCCUCGUCCUCGUCCCCUCACAAAUAGAAAUAUUUGGAUGCUGACAUGUUUACUUGA
Molecule: messenger RNA, 974 nt
Organism: Malus domestica (apple)
Lineage: Eukaryota; Viridiplantae; Streptophyta; Magnoliopsida; Rosales; Rosaceae
Source: RefSeq, a predicted model, not a curated record